CUGCAGCUCUACGAAGACAUCAUCGCGUCUGACGCGCAGACCAUCCAAGUGCAGCAGGAUACCAUGGCCGCGCAACAAGAGACCAUUCGCGCGCAGGCACAGAUGAUCAAGAAUAUGAGACUUCUGCUCGAGAGACAAGACGAGAGGAUUGAAGAACUGGAGCGCGCGGUG
Paraphaeosphaeria sporulosa is the source of this 171-nucleotide messenger RNA. RefSeq lists its product as uncharacterized. NCBI's taxonomy places the organism in Eukaryota, Fungi, Ascomycota, Dothideomycetes, Pleosporales, Didymosphaeriaceae. The transcript has a single exon. The annotation marks the transcript as partial. The record is from RefSeq and is a predicted model, not a curated record.